Dipodomys spectabilis (banner-tailed kangaroo rat) is the source of this 2889-nucleotide messenger RNA. It is a transcript of the gene Skor1, whose product is annotated as SKI family transcriptional corepressor 1. Gene Ontology annotation, cellular component: nucleus; transcription regulator complex. Gene Ontology annotation, biological process: negative regulation of BMP signaling pathway; negative regulation of transcription by RNA polymerase II. The transcript has 9 exons. Bases 1 to 2889 code for a protein of 962 amino acids. The record is from RefSeq and is a predicted model, not a curated record. Lineage: Eukaryota; Metazoa; Chordata; Mammalia; Rodentia; Heteromyidae. Gene Ontology annotation, molecular function: DNA-binding transcription factor activity, RNA polymerase II-specific; SMAD binding; RNA polymerase II cis-regulatory region sequence-specific DNA binding.
AUGGCAUUACUGUGUGGCCCUGGGCAAGUCACUCUCCGUCUCUGGGUCUCACUUUUUCCCCCAGUUCGAAAAAAAAAAACAACUAUACUGGGUUCUUCUCUGUUUCGCAGGAGCGGCGGCAUGGAGGCUUUGACCACUCAGCUGGGGCCGGGACUCGAGGGCAGCUCAUCUCCCAACUCCAAACAGGAACUGCAGCCCUACUCGGGCUCUAGCGCCCUCAAGCCCAACCAAGUGGGCGAGACGUCUCUGUACGGGGUGCCUAUCGUGUCGUUGGUCAUCGACGGCCAGGAGCGCCUGUGCCUGGCGCAGAUCUCCAACACCCUCCUCAAGAACUACAGCUACAAUGAGAUCCACAAUCGGCGCGUGGCCCUGGGCAUCACGUGCGUGCAAUGCACGCCGGUGCAGCUGGAGAUCCUGCGUCGGGCCGGGGCCAUGCCCAUCUCCUCGCGCCGCUGCGGCAUGAUCACCAAGCGAGAGGCCGAACGCUUGUGCAAGUCAUUCCUCGGUGAACACAAGCCCCCCAAGCUGCCCGAGAACUUCGCCUUCGAUGUGGUGCACGAGUGUGCGUGGGGCUCGCGUGGCAGUUUCAUUCCCGCGCGUUACAACAGCUCGCGUGCCAAGUGCAUCAAAUGCGGCUACUGCAGCAUGUACUUCUCACCUAACAAGUUCAUCUUCCACUCGCACCGCACACCCGACGCCAAGUACACUCAGCCUGACGCCGCCAACUUCAACUCGUGGCGCCGGCACCUCAAACUCAGCGAUAAGUCGGCCACGGACGAGCUGAGCCACGCUUGGGAGGACGUCAAGGCCAUGUUUAACGGCGGCACGCGCAAGCGGACCUUCUCCUUGCAAGGAAGCAGCGCGAAUGGCGGGUCGGGUGGGCAAGGGAAGGGUGGCGCUGGCGGCGGGGGCGGCGGGGGCCCGGGGUGCGGCACGGACAUGGCCCCAGGCCCGCCGCCCCACAAAAACCUGCGCUGUGGCGAAGAUGAGGCGGCUGGGCCUCCGGGGCCCCCGCCGCCCCACCCUCCGCGCGGACUCGGCCUGGCGGCGGCGGCCGCGGGACCGACGGGCCCGGGAGGACCUGGUGGCGGCGCGGGUGUGCGCAGCUACCCGGUGAUCCCCGUGCCCAGCAAAGGCUUUGGACUCUUGCAAAAGCUGCCCCCGCCGCUUUUCCCGCAUCCUUACGGCUUCCCCACGGCCUUCGGCCUAUGUCCCAAAAAGGACGAUCCAGUAUUGGGCGCGGGAGAGCCCAAGGGUGGCCCUAGCGCCGGGAGCGGUGGCGGCGCGGGCACUGGCACCGGUGCGGGCGGCCCGGGAGCCGGCCACUUGCCCCCGGGGGCAGGGGCGGGCCCGGGUGGCGGUGCCAUGUUCUGGGGGCAUCAACCCUCUGGAGCAGCCAAGGAUGCGGCGGCCGUGGCUGCCGCCGCGGCCGCCGCCACGGUGUAUCCGACGUUCCCCAUGUUCUGGCCCGCGGCGGGCAGCCUCCCGGUGCCGCCCUACCCGGCCGCUCAGAGCCAAGCCAAGGCCGUGGCGGCCGCGGUGGCGGCGGCGGCCGCGGCGGCGGCGGCGGCCGCAGGGGGUGGCGGACCGGAGCCCCUGGACGGUGCUGAGCCCGCCAAGGAGGGCGGCCUGGGCGCGGAGGAGCGCUGUGCCAGCGCCCUGUCCCGAGGGCCCCUGGACGAGGACGGCGCGGAGGAGGCUCUCCCGCCGCCGCUGGGCCCGCUGCCGCCGCCGCCGCCGCCGCCCCCUGCGCGCAAAGGCUCCUACGUGUCUGCCUUCCGCCCCGUGGUCAAGGACGCGGAGAGCAUCGCCAAGCUGUACGGCAGUGCCCGCGAGGCGUACGGCGCGGGGCCUGCUCGCGGGCCGGGGCCAGGCACCGCGACCGGCGGCGGCUACGUGAGCCCGGACUUCCUGAGCGAGGGCAGCUCCAGCUACCAUUCCGCCUCACCCGACGUGGACACUGCGGACGAGCCGGAGGUGGACGUGGAGUCCAACCGCUUCCCCGACGAUGAAAGCGCCCAGGAUGAGACCGAGCCUAGCGCGCCCAGCGGAGGAGCUGGCCCAGAGAGUGACCAGCGGAUCGGGCCCCCAUCUGCCGCCUCCUCGGGCGCAGACGGGCCCGCAGACUCUCCCGAUGGCGGAAGCCCUCGUCCCCGGCGCCGCCUCGGGCCAGCCGCCAGCGAUGGGGCUGCGUUUGGGGACUUGGCGGCCGACGACGCGGUCCGGAGACCCGAGAGGAGCCCGCCGAGCGGCGGCUACGAGCUUCGAGAGCCUUGUGGGUCUCUGGGAGGCCCCGCGACGGCCAAGGUGUACGCGCCCGAGAGGGACGAGCUUGGGAAGAGCGCGACGGCGGCGCUGGGGUCCGCGGCCACCUAUCUCUGCACCCCCGAGGCCCACGAACCCGAUAAGGAAGACAAUCACUCGACCACCGAUGAUUUGGAAACGAGGAAAUCCUAUUCAGACCAAAGGAGUGUCUCCCAGCCAAGCCCCACAAAUACAGAUCGAGGCGAUGAUGGGCUCAACUUGGAUGUCACUGGAACUCAGCUGGUGGAGAAAGAUAUAGAAAACCUGGCAAGAGAGGAACUGCAAAAAUUGCUUUUAGAGCAAAUGGAGCUCCGGAAGAAACUCGAGCGAGAAUUCCAAAGUCUCAAAGAUAAUUUUCAGGAUCAAAUGAAGAGGGAAUUGGCUUAUCGAGAAGAAAUGGUGCAACAGCUGCAAAUCGUCAGAGAUACCUUGUGCAAUGAACUGGACCAAGAGCGGAAGGCGCGCUAUGCCAUCCAGCAGAAACUAAAAGAAGCCCACGAUGCCCUGCACCACUUCUCCUGCAAGAUGCUGACACCUCGCCACUGUACUGGCAACUGCUCCUUCAAGCCCCCGCUGAUGCCCUAG